Molecule: messenger RNA, 2646 nt
Organism: Acanthoscelides obtectus
Lineage: Eukaryota; Metazoa; Arthropoda; Insecta; Coleoptera; Chrysomelidae
Source: the annotation of a GenBank genome assembly
GUACGCUACGACUUUCACCUCAAAAAAGUCUCUGAAACCUCAAAGAGCUCUAAAGUUUCCAUGUCCCCACUCAUUAUUUCAUCUGUUGUUGUACAACGUCCAUUUCGGUAACUCGGGAAUUUCUGCGAUGGUAACGCCACUGGCUUAAAGUUCAAUCCCCCAGAAUUACACCGAACUCUUGAAAUGCCAGACAAAUAGGCUAUUUUUGCACUUUUUGUUUACGUCUGCUUUGUUUUGAUUGGUUGAUUAAUAUUUGGAUAAAAAUUAUUCGUACGCAGCAAAAUUUCGACAGUAUAGACUCAUAUUAUUAUAAUUAUAUUUUUGAAUCCCUUGGUUCAUUUAAAGGUGGUGAUGGAAUAAUAAAUAAUAAAUGUGACAAUAAUUAUCUGCCAUAGGAGAAAGUCAAGGAGAACUAGUUUAAAUAAGGUGCAGCAUUUACUUUCAGUAAGUACCUAUCUGUUAUCAUAUGGAUAUGGAGAGUUAUCAGGACCUCAGUGGGACACUCAGUAUGAAUUUCACAAGGCAAAAGAUUCUGGGGAAUCCUCAAAUGAGUUACAAGGCAAUAUCUAAAGUCUUGAUGAACUCAAGAACAGCUAGCACUCAGCCAGCCUUUCAAAAUACAUCAAAUCUGCCAAGCUUGCCUGUCCCCACUUUGAGCCAGACUAUUGAAAAGUAUGUUAAAUCUGUUACUCCUUUCCUAAAUGAGAAGGAAUUAGAAAACACAAAGAAAUUAUGUAGAGAGUUUAGUGCAACAAAUGGCAUUGGUACUCGGUUGCAAAAACUGCUUGAAGAGAAGGCAGCUACAGAAGAAAAUUGGCUAGAGACUUGGUGGCUAAACACAGCCUAUUUGCAAUAUAGACAACCUGUGGUUGUCUAUUCAAGUCCAGGUCUAGUAUUUCCAUUUGAAAAUUUUGCAAAUGAGGAGCAACGGUUGCAGUACACAGCUAAACUAAUAUUGGCCGCGUUGCAGUACAAAACUGACAUUCACGGAGACCAGAUUCCACUAGAAACAAUGGGUACAUCUCCGCUGGAUAUGAAUCAGUAGAAAAAGGUAUUUGGCACUUGUCGAAUCCCAGGCGAGAAAAAGGACAGAUUGCAGUUCAAUCCGGACUCCAGACAUAUAAUUGUAUCUCGGAAUAACCACUUUUUCAAAAUGGAGGUGGUUGAUUCUUACGGUAAUUGGCCGAGUUUAAGCCAAUUGAAGAGCGCUUUGGAAGUAAUACUUCAAGAGUCUGAAGAAUACGAAAAUCCUAUCGGUGUUUUGACCACAGAGCAUCGCGAUAACUGGCACAAGGCAUAUACGGAAUUGAAUAAAGAUCCGCAAAAUGCGCGAAGUCUGAAGGAAUUGGCAUCAGCUUUGUUUCUUGUGGCGUUGGACAACCCCAUGCCAAAAUGUUCUGGAGAUAACUGGAGAUCGACGGCUAGCAAACAGUUCAUCCAUGGAGGCGGCAGCCGAGGCAAUUCUGGCAACAGGUGGUUCGACAAAACCCUACAGUUCGUCAUCGGCGAAGAUGGUACUGUUGGGUUAACGUACGAACACUCACCAAGUGAGGGACAACCGAUAGCUGUAAUGACAGAUUUCUUAACUGAGUACAUAAAGUCUGACCAAGCAUACAAUCUACCUGACACGAAGAAUGACUGCUAUCCAGAGAAGUUAAAUUUCAAUAUCAAUGAAACAAUUGCAAAUUAUAUUCAUUCAGCCAAUGUUAAUGUAGACAAACUGGUAGAUAACCUCGAUAUGGCUAGUUUCCAGUUCAAGUGUUUCGGGAAGAACUUUGUCAAAUUGCACCAGCUGAGUCCAGAUAGUUUUGUGCAGAUGGCGAUACAACUUGCAUUUUAUAGGAUCCACAGAGUUCCAGGUGCUCAAUACGAAUCGGCGUCAACGAGAAAAUUCAUUCACGGAAGAACCGAAACCAUUCGUUCUUGUUCUAUAGAGUCGGUACAGUUCGCCAAAACGAUGCUUGAUACUGGCAAGACAGUAGCAGAUAAAGUCGCUGCACUUAAAGAAGCCGUCAUCAAACACAAAGAAUACGCACAACAGGCAGUGAACGGCAUGGGAGUGGACAGACAUUUGUUGGGUUUAAGGAUCCUGGCGACGGAAUGUGGGAUCCCUCUGCCUGCGAUCUACCAGGAUGCUGGUUUUCUUCGCAGCACACAUAUGCGGCUCUCCACAAGUCAGGUUGCAACGAAGUGCGAUGGAUUCAUGUGUUACGCUCCUCUCACCACUGAUGGGUAUGGAUGCUGCUACAACCCCCGACCAUUGGAUAUGAACUUUGGCAUAUCAGCCUUUGUAGAACAUCCAGAUACCAGUGCCAGCAAUUUCCGACAAGCACUCGAAGAUAGCCUACGGGACAUGCGAGACGUGCUUCUCACAGCGAAGGGGGCCAAACUGUGAUAUGAAAUGCAAAAAAACAUGGCACUUUUUUGUUCGAUGUUAUAACGUUUGUGUAACUCGCAGUGAAAGUAUGAGGAUCACUUUUAAAAAUGUAUUUAAUUCAGUUUAUGAAUUGAAUUUAAUUGAUUUGGUGUAUUGUGAUUCUUGGAAAGAAAAUAGAAAAGACUGAAUAUGAUUUGGACAAUUUGUACUUAUGUAUCUAAGAUGUGUUGUAUAAUCAUAUAUAAUAAAAUUAUUUUAUAGUUCACCAA